AUGGCCCCCCACGCCGAAGGACCAGCUGCUAAUUCCAGCAACGGCUCGACCACCUCUGCCCGCUACCACGCUUCGUCGACGAAGGCCGCGAUUGAUGCCGAGCACAAGUUCGCCGCCCACAACUACCACCCGCUGCCCGUCGUCUUUGCGCGCGCCCAAGGCGUCGAUGUCUGGGAUCCCGAAGGCAACCACUACAUCGACUUCCUGUCCGCCUACAGCGCCGUGAACCAAGGCCAUUGCCACCCCGAACUGGUCAAGGCCCUCACCGAACAGGCCGGUCGUUUGACGCUAAGCUCGAGAGCCUUCCACAACGAUGUGUUCCCCAAGUGGGCCGAGAAGGUUCAGCAGAUGUUCGGGUACGACAUGGUCCUGCCCAUGAACACCGGCGCCGAAGCUGUUGAGACGGCUAUCAAGAUUGCGAGGAAGUGGGCAUACAAGGUCAAAGGGAUCCCACAGGGCAAGGCCUUGAUCUUCGGGGCCGGGGAAAACUUCCACGGUAGAACGAUGACUGCCGUCACCCUGUCUACCGACGCGGAGUCCAAGGAAAACUAUGGCCCGUACGUACCGAAUGUUGGUGCCGUCUGCCCUUCCACUGGGAAGACCAUUGAAUACAACAACAUCGCCAGCUUGGAGGAGGCGCUCGAGGCGCACGGCAAAGAGACCGCCGCCUUCAUCGUAGAGCCGAUACAGGGAGAGGCAGGAGUGGUAGUGCCAGACGAAGACUACCUGAGCAACGUCCAGGCGCUGUGCAAGAAGCACAAUGUGCUUUUCAUCUGUGAUGAGAUCCAGACCGGAAUUGGCCGAACAGGACGAAUGCUGUGUUCCGAGUGGGCUGGCAUCAAGCCAGAUAUGGUUACCCUUGGUAAAGCCAUCUCUGGUGGCAUGUAUCCGGUCAGCUGUGUUCUCAGCAGCAAGGAGAUCAUGCUUGUCGUGGAGCCUGGUACGCACGGCUCGACCUACGGCGGAAACCCCCUAGGCUGUGCCGUCUCUAUUCGAGCGCUGGAGACCAUGGAAGAGGAGCAGCUUACCCAGAAGGCCGAGAAACUUGGUAACAUCUUCAGGGAUGGACUGGCUUCGCUCAAAUCGCCAGCCAUCAAGACCAUCCGUGGUAAGGGGUUGUUAAAUGCUGUUGUGAUUGAUGAGUCACAGACCAACGGUCACUCCGCUUGGGACCUCUGCCUUCUUCUCAAGGAGAAGGGUCUCCUGGCCAAACCGACACACGGCAACAUCAUCCGUUUCGCACCACCAUUGGUCAUAAGCGAAACACAGCUUCGGAAAGCCAUGGGGAUCAUCGGCGACGCAUUGCAAGAACUACCAAAGAUGAAGAAGCACGAGGAUGCCCACCCUAAGUUGGAGAAUUGA
Anthostomella pinea is the source of this 1362-nucleotide messenger RNA. Lineage: Eukaryota; Fungi; Ascomycota; Sordariomycetes; Xylariales; Xylariaceae. The record is from the annotation of a GenBank genome assembly.